Molecule: messenger RNA, 894 nt
Organism: Kogia breviceps (pygmy sperm whale)
Lineage: Eukaryota; Metazoa; Chordata; Mammalia; Artiodactyla; Physeteridae
Gene: TMEM178A
Product: transmembrane protein 178A
Biological process (GO): negative regulation of osteoclast differentiation; regulation of cytosolic calcium ion concentration
Cellular component (GO): endoplasmic reticulum membrane
Source: RefSeq, a predicted model, not a curated record
AUGGAGCCGCGGGCGCUCGUCACGGCGCUCAGCCUCGGCCUCAGCCUCUGCUCCCUGGGGCUGCUGGUCACGGCCAUCUUCACCGACCACUGGUACGAGACCGACCCCCGGCGCCACAAGGAGAGCUGCGAGCGCAGCCGCGCGGGCGCCGACCCCCCGGACCAGAAGAACCGCCUGAUGCCGCUGUCUCACCUGCCGCUGCGGGACUCGCCCCCCCUCGGGCGCCGGCUGCUCCCGGGCGGCCCCGGGCGCGCCGACCCCGAGUCCUGGCGCUCGCUGCUGGGGCUCGGCGGGCUGGACGCCGAGUGCGGCCGGCCGCUCUUCGCCACCUAUUCGGGCCUCUGGAGGAAGUGCUACUUCCUGGGCAUCGACCGGGACAUCGACACCCUCAUCCUGAAAGGUAUUGCACAGCGAUGUACAGCUAUCAAGUACCACUUUUCUCAGCCUAUACGCUUACGAAACAUUCCUUUCAAUUUGACGAAGACAAUCCAGCAAGAUGAAUGGCACCUGCUUCAUUUAAGAAGAAUCACUGCUGGCUUCCUGGGCAUGGCUGUGGCCGUCCUACUCUGUGGCUGCAUUGUGGCCAUGGUCAGCUUCUUCUGGGAGGAAAGCCUGACCCAGCAUGUGGCCGGACUCCUUUUCCUCAUGACAGGAAUAUUUUGCACCAUUUCCCUCUGCACUUAUGCCGCCAGCAUCUCCUAUGAUUUGAACCGGCUCCCGAAGCUAAUUUAUAGCCUGCCUGAUGAUGUGGAACACGGCUACAGCUGGUCUAUCUUUUGUGCCUGGUGCAGUUUAGGCUUUAUUGUGGCAGCUGGAGGUCUCUGCAUCGCUUACCCAUUUAUUAGCCGGACCAAGAUUGCACAUCUAAAGUCUGGCAGGGACUCCACGGUAUGA